UCUGCCCCUCCCAUCAGUCCUGUCCGAAAACCUCAAUUUCCCGUGAUUUUUUCCGUUCCUCCUUUCUCUUCAUCCAAACAGAAAACUAAAAUCCCAUUUAGAUUGAGCUGAAGAGGGAACCAUCUUAAUCUCUUUACCCUUUUUUUUAAUCUUAUUUUGUUUUUGUUUGCUAGGCAUUCUCUAAUUUCUCUUUCUCUUUUCAUUUUUCGCCCAGUAUUAUUUAUUUAUUUAUUUAUUUUUCUCUUUUGAAUCGAAAUUGUUUUUAGGGUUUAUAUGAUCGUAGAUCGUUUUAGGGGGCUUUAAUUUUCUUUAUGCUUCUUUCCUCCCUCUUUAUCUCGUUUUCUCGCGCUUUUUUUUUCGGAUCUCUUCAAUUAUUUCAUCAAUUGUAAGUUGAAAAAACCUUCGUCUUUUUUUUUUUUUUCAAUUCCUUCGUUUCUGUAACCUUUAUUUCUUAAUCCAGAGAAUCGUAAUUUUAAAGGCAUUAGAUUCUGAAUAGAUCUUUUUUUUGGGUACAUAUUUAUUUGCAUUGUUUUCUUUUAAAUGCAAAUCUUUACUUCCAUUGCUUGAAUCUGUAAAUGAUGUAUAAAAGAAAUUUUUACAAUCUGAAGUCUUUCAUGUUGGAACCUUAGAUAAUUGUGGAUUAGGUUUAGGGCUUUUUGUAGAUAUGAUCAAGCAGAUAUUUGGAAAGCUACCUCGAAAACCAUCCAAAUCAUCCCAUAAUGACUCAAAUGGUGAUGGAGGAGUCCAUGAUAAUUCCUCUUUGAAUUCUGCUCUAGGUCCCAAUUCUUUGAACAAUUCAAAACCCGGUUCGGCUUCUUCCAAGCCCUCCAAUUCAUCACGUUCCAACAAUGGGCCUCUUAAUUCACAUUCUUCCACUUCAAAUAAAUCGAAUCACGGGAAGAAAACAGCCUCUCUUGCAAGCCAAGCUGGUCCUAUAUCAGCUUCAGGGGUUUAUGAGGCUUUGCCCAGUUUCCGGGAUGUCCCUAGCUCAGAAAAGCAGAAUCUUUUCCUUAAGAAGCUGAGUCUGUGUUAUGUGGUUUUCGAUUUUAGUGAUCCCUCUAAGAACCUUAGGGAAAAGGAGAUAAAAAGGCAGACGUUGUUGGAGCUUGUUGAUUAUAUAUCGUCUGUUUCAUCCAAGUUCAAUGAGGUCGCAAUGCAAGAGGUUACGAGAAUGGUGGCUGCUAAUCUAUUUCGAACAUUCCCAUCUCCGAAUCAUGAUAGCAAGAUUUUAGAAAUGUAUGAUAUGGAAGAUGAAGAACCGGCCAUGGAUCCUGCUUGGCCGCAUCUUCAGAUUGUCUAUGAACUUUUACUUAGAUUUGUGGUCUCAACAGAGACUGAUGCUAAGCUUGCUAAGAGAUACGUCGACCAUCCAUUUGUGUUGAAACUGUUGGAUUUGUUUGAUUCAGAUGAUCAAAGAGAAAGGGAGUAUCUAAAGACGAUUUUACAUCGGAUUUAUGGGAAGUUCAUGGUCCAUCGGCCCUUCAUUAGAAAAGCCAUCAACAAUAUCUUCUACAGGUUUAUUUUUGAGACAGAAAAGCACAAUGGUAUUGCUGAAUUGCUUGAAAUCUUGGGCAGCAUAAUAAAUGGGUUUGCUUUGCCGUUGAAGGAAGAGCACAAGCUCUUCUUGGUCCGAGCGCUCAUUCCUCUUCACAAGCCCAAGUGUGUGUCUAUGUACCAUCAGCAACUUUCUUAUUGCAUUACUCAGUUUGUUGAGAAAGACUUCAAGUUGGCUGAUACCGUCAUCAGAGGCCUUCUAAAGUAUUGGCCUGUAACUAAUAGUUCAAAGGAGGUAAUGUUCCUUGGAGAGUUGGAAGAAGUUCUUGAAGCUACUCAGACAGCAGAAUUCCAACGCUGCAUGGUUCCUCUUUUCCGACAGAUUGGCCGAUGCCUCAACAGCUUGCAUUUUCAGGUAGCAGAACGUGCAUUGUUUUUGUGGAACAAUGAUCACAUAAGAAACCUCAUCACCCAGAACCGCACAGUAAUACUUCCAAUAAUCUUCCCAGCAUUGGAGAGAAACACACGUGGUCAUUGGAAUCCGGCUGUUCAGAGCCUUACAUUGAAUGUCCGGAAGAUAUUCUCAGAUGCUGAUCAAGCGAUCUUUGAUGAAUGUUUGGCCAGAUACCAAGAAGAUGAAGCAAAGCAAAAAGAGCUGCAGGAGAAGCGGGAACUAACCUGGAAGCGGUUGGAAGAUGUGGCUGCAUCUAAAGUUGUAAGCAAUGAGGCUGUAAUGGUUUCAAAAUCCAUCUCUUCCAUUGCCAUUGACAAGAGCACAGCUCCAAAGGCAACGGCAAGUCGAUGAGAGAUGCAGUGAAUGUGGUUUGUAAGCAACCAUUCAAAUCCAUCACUGUUAAAUGAUCUUCCAGCCCAGCGUGUAACUGAAAUGGUGAAGCACCACGGGAAUUGGUUGAUGUCGCUUCGGUUUUUAACAUCAAGUCUCUGACCUCCUGAAUGGCAAGUGGUGGGAUUAUCUGAUUAUGACGCAUGUUUCUUUUUUUAAUUUGGUUCUUCUGUCUGCAUAUUUUUAUCUCCCUCGUUUCCCUCAUUCUCUCCCUCUAUCCCCCCUCUGCCUUCCUCUUCCAUGAUGGAGGUGCAAGUUUAUGUAUUAUGACAUAAGGGAUUUCGUUUAUAAAAACAUUUCUUUGGAUUUACUA
Gossypium raimondii (Peruvian cotton) is the source of this 2651-nucleotide messenger RNA. Its product is annotated as serine/threonine protein phosphatase 2A 59 kDa regulatory subunit B' gamma isoform. The transcript has 2 exons. Gene Ontology annotation, biological process: signal transduction. Gene Ontology annotation, cellular component: protein phosphatase type 2A complex. Lineage: Eukaryota; Viridiplantae; Streptophyta; Magnoliopsida; Malvales; Malvaceae. Gene Ontology annotation, molecular function: protein phosphatase regulator activity. Bases 665 to 2299 code for a protein of 544 amino acids. The record is from RefSeq and is a predicted model, not a curated record.